This is a messenger RNA of Phacochoerus africanus (Common warthog), 495 nucleotides long. It is a transcript of the gene UCN3, whose product is annotated as urocortin 3. Lineage: Eukaryota; Metazoa; Chordata; Mammalia; Artiodactyla; Suidae. Gene Ontology annotation, molecular function: corticotropin-releasing hormone receptor 2 binding; hormone activity. Bases 1 to 495 code for a protein of 164 amino acids. The transcript has a single exon. Gene Ontology annotation, biological process: cellular response to nutrient levels; digestion; adenylate cyclase-activating G protein-coupled receptor signaling pathway. Gene Ontology annotation, cellular component: extracellular region. The record is from RefSeq and is a predicted model, not a curated record.
AUGCUGAUUGCAGCCCCCUUCCUGCUGCUGCUGCUCCUCGGGGCCCCCAGGACAAGCCUCUCCCAAAAGCUCCACAAAGCCGAGACCCUCUUCAGCUGCAUCAACGCAGCCCUGACUGAGGCCAAGAAGGGCCAGCUGGGCGGCGCGCCCCUGCCGAGCAAGAGAAGCUUCCCGCUCCUCCCCGGCCAAGACCCGCCCUCGGGAGCAGCCGAGGAGAAGGGGGAGGAGGAAGACAAGGAGAAGCGGCCCUUCCCUGGCUCCGGGGGGAGCGGGGGCGCCGCAAGCACCCGGUACAAGUACCUGCCCCAGCCUCAGCUCAAGGGGAGGCUGUACCAGGACAAGGCCAAGAGCGACCGGCGCACCAAGUUCACGCUGUCCCUCGACGUCCCCACAAACAUCAUGAACGUCCUUUUCAACAUCGCCAAGGCCAAGAACCUGCGAGCCAAGGCAGCCGCCAACGCCCACCUGAUGGCCCAGAUUGGGCGGAGGAAGUAG